CCUUAGGAAGCACUGAGAAAACCGUCCGUAGGUCUCCUUUCAGUUUCUGGCAAGAUGAUGCAGAGUCUGCACUGGCCCUUCCAGAUUGCUGCAGCUGUGAAGAUUGCAUUUGGCAGGAACGUAAAUGUACUGGCAUGGUUCGGUUCUUGUUUCAGUGCCCUCUAUUGCUACUUUCUGGAUUUUGGCGCACAUUUCUGGCUCUAUUCUUGUUUCAGUGCCCUUUGUUCCUGGUUUGGCUUCAAUUUCGGCCCUCUCUGUUGUGGAUCAAGUGUAUGGGAAGAUGAUUGCGAGUGGACCUAAAGUGGGACGGCUCUUUCCUCUACACAUUACUCCUUCCACAAUUAUCCCUAAUUUUCCUUUACUUUCUUUGCUUGUAAUGUUGUUAGUCCUAGAAAUAAGAUGUGGCAUAGACGUCACCCAAACUCAGACUACUUCGUACUUUGUUUAAUUCUAGUUUAUUGGAAAAUAAAGCAUGUUCUUCUCUUGAUCUUUCUUUUGAUAGUACAACAUGCAAACUUGGCAAAAGUAAAGUUCUACAUUUUCCUCA
Carya illinoinensis is the source of this 547-nucleotide messenger RNA. RefSeq lists its product as uncharacterized. The record is from RefSeq and is a predicted model, not a curated record. Bases 125 to 448 code for a protein of 107 amino acids. NCBI's taxonomy places the organism in Eukaryota, Viridiplantae, Streptophyta, Magnoliopsida, Fagales, Juglandaceae. The transcript is spliced from 3 exons.